Messenger RNA from Acaulospora colombiana, 939 nucleotides. NCBI's taxonomy places the organism in Eukaryota, Fungi, Glomeromycota, Glomeromycetes, Diversisporales, Acaulosporaceae. The record is from the annotation of a GenBank genome assembly.
GGCUCUCAUGGAAGCACAUGAGGCGCUCGAUCGACUCACUCAAAGAGGCAUCCUUGGCAAGUCUUUGCUCAGAGGCAGAGACCGAAGACAAUUGCAAGGAGUUACCCUUGGUAUUGACAGGGAAUUUGAUUCUUUCAUGGUAUACAGAACCUUUUUUGAUUACGGACACCAUGCUGACACUAUACCAUACUCCUGUAUGUCCGUAUAUGCGUGUUGGAACACCUGCUUACAGCUCCGUUCUACGACCAACAGCCGACUACGCACCCGCACGACCAAUGUCUCCAUCCCCGACCCACAACGCGUCUUUUCUCGCCCAACAAUCUCAGUACACGUAUUGCUGGCCAGGAACACGAUCCACGCUCCUGGAUGACAUGGACCAUUGGGCAGAAACUUCCACUUCUGACAAUUCCCUGGUCUACUGGCUUGCCGAUGUAGCCGGCUCUGGAAAGUCCACGAUAGCGCAAAGUUUGGCAGAUGAUUGGCGAGACCGCAAGAUCCUUGGGGGUCACCACGAUUUUGCACUUCGCCUAAAACGAUUCGACUACGACUUUAUCCCGGAAAUGUUCGAGUCGUGGUCGAAUCAAUUGGCUGCCACCUUUCCCGAGAGAGCUGGCCCAAUAAACCAGGCUCGCGAAGAAUUGAAGAGUUCAAGCGUGGAGUUGAACUGGUCCUUUGAGGACUAUCUCCGAUUCCUCGUCCUCCAGCCACUCAGCAAUUUGCAGAGGGCGCACCAUGGAUUGUCUCCUCAGGCAAAGAUUGUCUUCAUCCUUGAUUCGCUGGACGAGUGUCCGCCGGACAUUUGCGCAAAGAUCGUCCAAGGGCUCAAGAUUGUCAAUGCAAGCCAUGGGGUCAAGUUUCUUCUUAUCAGCAGAGUGUAUCCUGGUAACCAUGAAUCCGACCUCACCACCGAAAUUCUGCAGCUUCCCAGUGUCACCAGAG